This is a messenger RNA of Cucurbita pepo subsp. pepo (vegetable marrow), 967 nucleotides long. Lineage: Eukaryota; Viridiplantae; Streptophyta; Magnoliopsida; Cucurbitales; Cucurbitaceae. The record is from RefSeq and is a predicted model, not a curated record.
GCCUCGGGCAGCGGGCAGACUGCCCUGAUUAUCUCUGUUUAUAAUCAGCUCGAGAUGGGCGCGAACACACUUGUGAAGGCGAACCCUCUUUCUCUCUCUCUUCUCUCUCUAGGGUUUUGUGGGUUUUUGAAGUUCAACCCUUCUCUUUAAUGGGCAUCCUCCAAAAUUCUCUCAAGUCCUUCUCCUUUUAGAACCCCCAUUUUCAGAACCCUCUUGCUUUGUCCCCCAACAAAAAAGGUUCAAUUUUGUUUCCAAACGCUGUUGUUUGUUGUUUGUUGUUUGUUUUGUUCCAUUUGGCUUUUGCCUCUUCUUUCUUCCCCCCAGAGGCAAGUUCCUCUGCCCCUCUCAAUCGACCCUUUUGAAAGUACCUCAAACAGAGUUCUAAAACCCCUUCAAAAUGGCCCCUUCUGGAGGCAAAAUGGCCACGAGAACCAGAGCAAAUUUACCCAACUUGAAGCUGAACAAGAAAAUCAAGAAGACGAAGAAACAGCAGCAGCAGCAAAAGCUGAAGCAGAUUCCAGCGGUGAUACUAAACGACGCCGUUCAUUUCACCGACGACUCUACUGACAUCGACGGCGGCUGCAGCACUCCAAAAGCAGAGAGAUUCAGAAUCCCGGAGAUUCUAACAUGUCCGCCGGCGCCGAAGAAGCCAAGACCCGCUUCGGAUUGCUCAUUACGACGAUCGCCCAUUGCCUUCUUUGCUCCUCCAGAAUUAGAGCUCUUCUUCUGCGCCUUGCCGGUGCCUGACAUUUCAGUCUGAGGCCAAAAGCUAACUAAUCCUCGUGUGUUUAUACAAAUUUUACAGAUAUGAAUCAUCAAAAAAAAUACCAAGUUCUUCUUUUUCUCGUCUCUUUUGUUGGAUAUUAGUUUAGAAUAAGUUUGGGUGGCGGGGGGGUUCCCCCUUUUGUGUGAGAAUUUGAGCUUGGAGGUGCAGAUUUUCAAAUUAGGUUUGCUCUGUAAUAUUAUU